UGUAUUGUAUAAAAUAUACUUUGGAAUUUUGGAUUAUUGUGUGAGGCCCCAAAUAAGAAAUGCCCAACGCCACACCAAAACUUCCGAUUGCCUCUAACGAUAACUCCAAACCUCAAAAGUUCCGAACUUUCCUUUUCGCCGGAACUCGGUGGUGAUUCAAUAGUCCCGCCGCCUUACUGGUGGUUGUGUUCGCCGGCCGCCGUGCUCUUCCGAUUGCCGGAAUUCCAUCUCUUAUAAUUCUGCAGCUCACACUAAGAACUAAGUAGCCAUUAUCAAUAAGCUGGGACUAAGGAUUCCAUUUAGAUGGUGAUAAUGGCAAUAUGUGGUCAUGCAACUCCUGCAUCUAAAGACAGCUUGCAGCCUAUCACUGAAAUGAGCCAAGCAAUGACCAUAUGUCCAAUUGUCCGUAUCUGUCUUCUUCCAAAUCUUCAAUUCGAGUCUAUAAGUUAAGUCAUCAUGGUCCACUUGUGGAUAAUAUAUGGAGGAAAUGGGGUUGACAACUAUAUUCGAAUCUGAACUGAAGCCGGCCCGAUUCGGAUUUGCUAGGAGCCUAAGAAAGAGUCCAAAUCCUUAUAGGAGGCAGGUUGGACUUGGAUCCUGGUCUGACUUGUGUUCACUUGACCAGUCAAUAGACGGAAUUUUUAAAAAUUGUUGUCUAAAUGAUUCUUAUAUCAAAUAACCUAAACCAUAUCUUAGCCGUCCCUUUUCUCAUCACCUUCUCGACCUCCUUCCAUCUCUCCAGCCUCCAUUUUAGAUCUUCCUUUCCUGUUUUUUCUGUUUUCAUUCUUCCUCUCUUAAUUUGCUUAUCCCUCAUCUCCUAGAGGAUUAAGGGUCAAGACAGCAUAAUAAUAGAGGUCAUGCAGAUUUACCAAAAAAAAUGAAAAUUUCGUCAACGAAACCAUCUCCUUCAACCAUCUUUAAACCCACUUAGCUGUAUACAAGAUGGAGCUGAAGAACCAGACUGAAAGUCAAGACAACACUCAUGAAAGGGAUGAAAAAUCAUCAAUUGAGCUAAAGGUUCUGUUUUUUGCCAGAGCCCGGGAUCUGACUGGGCUAGCUGAUAUGUCACUGGAGGUAAAAUCUGGUAGCACAGCUCGUGAUUGUUUAGAUAAGAUUGUCACCCAGUUUCCAGGUCUCGAAGAGUUACGAGGGUGCAUGGUGCUGGCUUUGAAUGAGGAGUAUGCAUCUGAAUCUGCUAUUGUUGAACAUAGGGAUGAAUUAGCCAUUAUACCACCAAUUAGUGGAGGCUGAUAAUUCCUUGUAUACAUUUCACUUUUUAUACUUUUGGGCCUUUUGAUAUCCUUGUAACUCCCUUGUAUAAAAUAAAAGAAAAAAUUCCUUGACCAAUGUAAUAUGCAAGCUAUAGACUUUGUUGCAUAAUUUCAUUUAUGCUUCCUGUGUAAACAGAUGUAUACCAAACAUGCUCUCUGAAUCAAGCCUUUGAGGGAAUUUUAGAAAUUGCUCUGCAAGAGUUGCUAAUAAGUUCAUAAGUUCAUUAA
Chenopodium quinoa (quinoa) is the source of this 1499-nucleotide messenger RNA. Its product is annotated as molybdopterin synthase sulfur carrier subunit-like. The coding region runs from base 943 to 1251 and encodes 102 amino acids. NCBI's taxonomy places the organism in Eukaryota, Viridiplantae, Streptophyta, Magnoliopsida, Caryophyllales, Amaranthaceae. The transcript has 3 exons. The record is from RefSeq and is a predicted model, not a curated record. Gene Ontology annotation, biological process: Mo-molybdopterin cofactor biosynthetic process. Gene Ontology annotation, cellular component: cytosol.